AUGCCAACAAAACUCUAUUGUGGUAAUGUACCUCCCAGUGUCAGUAGUACUGAAUUGAAAGAAUUAUUUGAAAAAUAUGGAAAAGUUCUUGAGUGUGAUAUUAUCAAAGAUUAUGGAUUUAUACAUAUGGAAGAUGCCAGUAAAGCUAAAGCUGCGAUUGCUGCAUUAAACGAUUUCAAUUUGAAAGGAACAAGGAUCAAAGUAGAGACUGAAAUAUAUGUGGAAUAUCUUUUUGUUUCUAUCCAGAUGUCUACAACUCAAACAAGAAAAGGCGAACGGUCACAGAAACGCAUUCCAUCCAAUAUGGGUUCAAGUCCGCCUCCAAUGUCAAUGAGAGCUUUACGUGAUUAUCCAAUGAUACCCAUACAUCGAAAUGGUUAUGGUUCAGAUCGCUUUUCGAUGCGUUCAAUUGAUCGUUAUCAACCUUAUGAUCAUCCGUAUCUUCGUCGUGGUGGCGAUCAUCGAAGUUUGGGACCGUCAAUGAGUUACGGUGAUCCUUAUUUACGCGAUCCAUAUCGAGACGAUUAUUAUCGUGCAUUGGCGGCAUCUGAUCUGCAUCGUUCUGUACGGUAUGAUUAUCACGGCUCGUAUCCGUCUGGUCCGUAUUCGUUACAACAAUCAUCGAGUUCGUCGCGAAGUCGGUAUGCGUCGCCACCAUCGCCUGAUCGUUUUCCGUCUGAUAGAAUGAAUGGACGUCAAGGUUAUCAAUCACCGCCGUCUCGUCGUUCAUCAUCAUCUCGACAGUCAAAAGCGACGCGAUCAAGACGUUAA
Molecule: messenger RNA, 771 nt
Organism: Didymodactylos carnosus
Lineage: Eukaryota; Metazoa; Rotifera; Eurotatoria; Philodinida; Philodinidae
Source: the annotation of a GenBank genome assembly